Cucumis sativus (cucumber) is the source of this 1731-nucleotide messenger RNA. RefSeq names its product 50S ribosomal protein L19, chloroplastic. Gene Ontology annotation, molecular function: structural constituent of ribosome. Gene Ontology annotation, cellular component: ribosome. Gene Ontology annotation, biological process: translation. The transcript is spliced from 7 exons. Lineage: Eukaryota; Viridiplantae; Streptophyta; Magnoliopsida; Cucurbitales; Cucurbitaceae. Bases 516 to 1337 code for a protein of 273 amino acids. The record is from RefSeq and is a predicted model, not a curated record.
CUCAUCCCUCGCGCGUCCGCGUCCGCGUUCGCCUCUCCCUUCUCAACGUUUCUGCCUUCCGCUUCCUCUCUCCCUCACGCGUCUUCAAGUCUUCCGCCUCCUCUUUCCCUCGGUUGUCUUCAAGUUUUAGGCCGGAGUCUUCUUCGGCGUCUUCUCAAGUUUCCGACUUCUCAUUCUUCGACCUCUUGUCAAGUAUCCAGUGUCUCCUUCUCCUUCGUCUCAAGUCUCUGGCGUCUCCUCUUUCGUCCAUCUUUAAUCAGAUACAUCCCUUCUGUCCUAAUCCAAGAUAACGAGACCGGCCCGUAGCUUUCACCCAUCUCCGAUUUCAACCAUUGCGUCUCAGAUCUGAGACAUCCAUUUCGUCCAUCUCCAAUCUCAAAUCUUGAUCCUCCUCCCAGAUCGGUUUCGCCGCCGCCGUCGUCUUUCUUACGCUCGUGCUGUCGAGCCCUCUUUUCCAGCGGUUUUGCACUGAUUUCUUACUCCUUUGUUGUCACUGCUGGAAAUCUAGUGCGAAAAUGCAAGGUUUUCGCAGAAUUAAUCAAUUGGUACGAAGGCAAAUUCCUGAUGCUAAUUUCAAAUUGAUUAGAGGUUAUCCUCUGAAUGGGGAUGCUGGCUGUAGCUGCUCGGCCCCAAUGUCGAUGGAAAACAGUUUUACUAUUCCUUAUCUUUUUGGGAAGUCAUAUGGGUCUUUGUGUGGUUCCUUCUUGAGGUCUUUCUCGAGGUCGGGCAAUCAAUAUCCGGAAGCCUUCGUAUGUAUUUUUAAAAAUAUGAGCUCUCAAAUGGAAUUUGUGCCUUUGAGAAAACAUGCAUCUUCAACUUUUUCAGCAUUCCAAAGUUCUAGGCCACAUUUUUUUCAGUUGGCAGAAACUGCAGCUCCUUUUUCUAGUAGGGGCAUUGCUACGACAAGCUCGAUGGAAUCAGCUCUACAGGGAUCCCCUGCAGUUGAUUCUGUUAUACCACCUCGCAUCAAAUUUAAGAGGCUUGAUAAAACCUCAAGACACAUAAUGCAGAUUUUAGAUAAGGAAGCUGUUGAGGAGGUAAAAGCACGAAGAGAAAUUCCAGAUAUAAAGCCAGGCUAUAUUGUGCAGCUCAAAGUGGAAGUACCUGAGAACAAGCGACGUAUCUCAACAUUGAAAGGUAUUGUGAUAGCCAGACGAAAUGCCGGUCUAAACUCAACUUUUAGAAUAAGGAGGGUAGUUGCUGGUGUUGGGAUUGAGUCCCUCUUUCCUCUAUACUCACCGAACAUAAAAGAGAUUAAGGUAUUGGAGAAGAAGAAAGUGCGCAGAGCUAAGCUUUACUAUCUUAGGGACAAAAUGAACGCGCUUAAGAAGCAGUAGCAAGUUUUCUAUUCAAUGGGAUCAGAAGUGUUUCCGUAACAUGGUGCGUUUAAAUCCUUUUGAGCGAAAAAUCUCACGAGCUUUCAUGAUUAUUUUAUCCUGUUUUAUGCAUGGAGGAUCAGCGUGAUAAACUAGUGGAGCUAAAAUAAGAAUAAACAAAAAUGACUUCGCAUCGAUUGCCUCGAGAAGAAAAUGUUCUUUCUUUUGUAUGAUUAGUUGCUCAAGCAAACCGUGUCAUCAUUUAUCUUUUUGUUGGUCGGUUGCCGGAUUUUGCCCCUUCCUUGAAAUGCCAAAGAGCUUUCUGUUUAUAAUGUCUGUGGCUGAUGAAAUCUUCUUUUUGAACUAAGGAUAUAUUUAUUACUUUAUCAUUAACAGGGUUUCCAUUCCUUACAAA